Chroicocephalus ridibundus (black-headed gull) is the source of this 2178-nucleotide messenger RNA. RefSeq names its product radial spoke head protein 4 homolog A-like. The coding region runs from base 418 to 2178 and encodes 586 amino acids. The transcript is spliced from 6 exons. The record is from RefSeq and is a predicted model, not a curated record. Gene Ontology annotation, biological process: cilium movement involved in cell motility; cilium assembly; axoneme assembly. Gene Ontology annotation, cellular component: radial spoke; axoneme. NCBI's taxonomy places the organism in Eukaryota, Metazoa, Chordata, Aves, Charadriiformes, Laridae.
GAGCCGACGGCGGCUGAAGGGCCGUUUGGUGCCCCCAGCUCGGCCCGCACCCCCCGGCCCAGGCCGUGGGCGAGCCUGAACGAUACCCUUACCAGCCUCUGCAGUCGGAACCGGGCCCAGCUUCCUGUGAAGACCAAGGGGUAAGGUAAGGGUCUGAUCAGCCACCAGGACUGAGAAAGGGCAUCCGUCAGCCACAAGCACCCAAGACCCCUACCAAGCACAAGACCAAAGAGGAGGUGUUGGCCAGACCUGUGCACUAGGACAAGCACAGUAUCAAUCACAGACCCAAAAUCAACACCUCUGUCAUCCAUGCGGAGCAGAACAAAGUCUUAGAAGCUACAGGUGCCAGAAAAAAACAUCAGCCAGAGAUACGCACUGGGACAAGACUCUCAUCAGGCACAGGAGGCAGGGCACAGCAUGUAUCCGUCAUAUACGCUAGGAUUGGACCCUUACCAAACACUGGAACCAAAAAGUGCCUACCCGACAUACGCAGUAGGACAAGAUCCCCAUGAAGUCUAUGAACGUGGGCAUGGCCCCUAUCAGCCACAUGAACCAGGUUAUGGUCUUUAUCAGCCAGGACAUAGUCCAUAUGAUGAUCAGAUACCUGAUCCCAAAUCCCGAACGCUGGCAAUUCAGAAUGCAAAAGCCUAUUUACUGAAGAGCAGCACAACGUCUGGCCUGAACUUAUAUGACCAUCUUGCCAAUAUGCUAACAAAGAUACUGGAUGAACAGCCCACAAAUGCAGUAGACAUAAUAGAGAAUAUCAGCAAGGAUGUGAAGUGGGCUCACUUUCAAAAAAAAAUGGACACUCUUCGAGAUGAACAUGAGAUUCUUCCAACAUUUGAAGCUGCAGAAAAGCGUAAAGCUUUGUUCCUCAAGGCAAAUGGAGAAGGAGAUGAAGAACUAGAAGAAGAGAUAGGAGAGACCCCUCUACCUAAUGUGAUGGAAACAGCCUUCUAUUUUGAACAGGCUGGAAUUGGCUUGAGCAAAGAUGAAUCCUAUCACAUAUUCCUUGCCCUUAAAAAACUAAUUAGUGUUCAGCCAAUCCAGACCUGUCGCUUCUGGGGCAAAAUUUUGGGCCUGGAGAUGAACUAUAUUAUAGCUGAAGUACAGUACCAUGAGGGAGAAGAGGAGGAGGAAACAGAAGAGGAAGCAGUUACUGAGGAAGGAGGGAAAUGGGUGGGUGAGGUCGAAGACGAAGAAGAGGAGAAAGAAAAAGAAGAUGAACCACCAAAGUCCACCUAUAAGCCCCCACCUGUCAUCCCAAAAGAAGAAAAUGGGACUGGGGCUAAUAAAUAUGUCUACUUUGUCUGUAAUGAGCCAGGCAAACCCUGGGUGAAGUUGCCUCCAGUGACGCCAGCCCAGAUUGUCUGUGCCAGGAAAAUCAAGAAGUUCUUCACUGGGAGGCUGGAUGCUCCUGUUGUGAGCUUUCCUCCUUUCCCUGGAAAUGAGGCCAAUUACCUGCGUGCACAGAUAGCUCGGAUCUCAGCAGGAACCCAGAUCUCUCCCAUUGGAUUUUACCAGUUUGCAGAGGAAGAAGACGAAGAGGAGGAGGUGGAAGGAGGAAGAGAUACAUAUGAAGAAAACCCCGAUUUUCAGCCUCUUUCUGUGGCUGAAAUGGUGGAUUCUCUCUCCGCGUGGGUACACAACAUACAAAGUAUUCUAAAGCAGGGCCGCUGUGUUUGGCUUAAUCCUCUUCAAAAAACAGAGGAAGAAGAAGAAAAUGAAGAAGAGGAGAAAGCAGAGGAGCCAGAUGAACUACCGCAAGAACUACAGCAAGAAAUAGGACCUCCUCUUCUCACUCCACUCUCUGAAGAUGAAGGAAUUCAAAACAUCCCUGCUUGGACAGCUCAGCCUUCUACAAACUUGAUCCCGCAAUAUGCUGUUGCAGUUCUCCAGUCUAACCGAUGGCCUGGAGCAUACGCCUUUGCAUCUGGCAAGAAAUUUGAUAACAUCUACUUUGGCUGGGGUCACAAAUACAGCCCAGAGAACCACACUCCUGCACUGCCUCCACCAGUGCAAGCAGAAUACCCCAGCGGGCCAGAAAUCACCGAGACGAGAGACCCCACUGUGGAGGAGGAACUGGCUUUCAAGGCAGCCAGGGAAGAGGCCUUAGCUACGGCUGAGGAAGAGGAAGAUGAGGAAGGCGCUGAGGAGGAUGAAGAGGAGGAUGAUUAA